UAUCUAAAUGCCGAUGGACCAGUCGAACACGUUUAGUGAUGCUAUUUUACACCAGUGCGGCUCAGCGGAGCCCCGCUGAAAACGUUAUUAGACAGAUCUGCGCUUACAAGGUGCGCCGUGAUUGUUGAAGAGUUUCUUUUUCAAACACCCCAAUAUGUCGAAGCGAGGACGUGGUGGUUCGGCGGGAGCCAAAUUUAGGAUAUCUCUGGGUUUGCCGGUCGGAGCUGUCAUCAAUUGCGCCGAUAAUACCGGGGCCAAAAAUCUGUAUGUAAUUGCGGUGCAAGGAAUCAAGGGGCGACUAAAUCGCUUACCAGCUGCUGGAUCAGGUGAUAUGAUUGUUGCCACCGUUAAGAAGGGAAAGCCUGAACUUAGAAAAAAGGUGAUGCCAGCAGUCAUUAUACGCCAGCGCAAGCCAUUUCGAAGGAAGGACGGUGUCUUUAUAUAUUUUGAAGACAAUGCUGGCGUAAUUGUCAAUAAUAAAGGUGAAAUGAAAGGUUCAGCAAUAACAGGUCCUGUUGCAAAAGAAUGUGCAGAUUUAUGGCCAAGGAUUGCAUCAAAUGCAAGCAGCAUUGCGUAAAACCUAUAUAAGUUUAUUGUCUUUAAUAAAGAAAAUCUGGGUUUCUAUCUCCAAA
Orussus abietinus is the source of this 632-nucleotide messenger RNA. RefSeq names its product 60S ribosomal protein L23. Gene Ontology annotation, molecular function: large ribosomal subunit rRNA binding; structural constituent of ribosome. The coding region runs from base 155 to 577 and encodes 140 amino acids. The transcript is spliced from 4 exons. The record is from RefSeq and is a predicted model, not a curated record. Gene Ontology annotation, biological process: translation. NCBI's taxonomy places the organism in Eukaryota, Metazoa, Arthropoda, Insecta, Hymenoptera, Orussidae. Gene Ontology annotation, cellular component: cytosolic large ribosomal subunit; ribosome.